This is a messenger RNA of Durotheca rogersii, 2723 nucleotides long. Its product is annotated as acetolactate synthase. Lineage: Eukaryota; Fungi; Ascomycota; Sordariomycetes; Xylariales; Xylariaceae. Gene Ontology annotation, molecular function: flavin adenine dinucleotide binding; magnesium ion binding; acetolactate synthase activity. Gene Ontology annotation, cellular component: acetolactate synthase complex; mitochondrion. Gene Ontology annotation, biological process: L-valine biosynthetic process. The record is from RefSeq and is a predicted model, not a curated record. The transcript is spliced from 5 exons. Bases 293 to 2377 code for a protein of 694 amino acids.
UGUCCCUCUUCUUUUUUUUUUCUUGCCCGUUGUCGGCUCGCCAUGAAUUUGCUGGUCUUGUGUGACUGUUCGAGAGCCCGCCCACUUCGAUACACCAACAUCGUGGAAUAUUUAUUCUUGCCAUUGAACCACCCUCAACGCUCCGCAAGCCUGCUGGUGGGCUUUUCCUUACGGAUAUACUAAAUUUUUAUAAUUUUAGCCACUUAGCAGCGUGCUCUGGGUAGCUCUCCUCUGCCCUUAGAGUCUUCCUACGCCUGCCUGCCGUCUACAGCCGUUCUCUUCCCCCUCGGCCAUGCUUCGCGUCCGACCGGCAAGCCGAGCCUUCGAGGCCCUGGCUCGAACUUCACAACAGCGACGUUUCUUCAUUGCCUCGCCUAUAUCUGCUGGCAUACAGUCCAGAAAAAAGGUCCCUGCUGGCAUCAGAAAUCAAGCUACAUCAGCACAAGCAACGCCUCAGGUUAGCGAGGUGCCUCCUCCAGCAUUGAAUCCUACGAGCCCCAAGGACCGAAGCCAUGUUCAACCCUUGGUCAAUCCUCGGACACCCGACGUGGAUGAAUCAUUCAUCGGAAAGACUGGAGGCGAGAUAUUCCAUGAGAUGAUGCUGAGAAGAGGCGUCAAGCACAUAUUUGGAUAUCCCGGUGGGGCUAUUCUCCCCGUCUUCGAUGGCAUCUAUAACUCGAAGCAUUUCGAUUUCAUUCUUCCCAAACACGAGCAAGGCGCAGGACACAUGGCUGAAGGCUAUGCGCGCGCCUCUGGACUGCCUGGUGUCGUGCUUGUAACCUCCGGCCCGGGUGCUACCAAUGUCGUCACUCCGAUGCAGGACGCCCUAUCAGACGGGACGCCCUUGGUCGUGUUCUGCGGUCAGGUUCCCACCUACGCUAUCGGUAGCGACGCAUUCCAAGAGGCAGAUGUGGUCGGGAUUUCGCGUGCUUGUACGAAGUGGAAUGUUAUGGUUAAGAACAUCGCCGAGUUGCCCCGAAGGAUCAACGAAGCCUUCGACAUUGCAACCAGUGGGCGACCAGGCCCUGUGCUUGUCGAUCUCCCAAAGGACGUUACCGCCGCUGUCUUGAGGAAAGCCAUCCCUACCGAACCAGCCCUCCCGGGUCUACCUAGCGCGGCAUCGCGCGCGGCCAUGGAAGCUACUCAAAAGAUGCUAAGCGCAUCCCUUAAUCGAGUAGCCGAGUUGACCAAUAUAGCCAAGAGGCCCGUCAUUUAUGCCGGACAGGGCGUCAUCUCGUCACACGGCGGACCGGGGCUCCUUAAAGAGUUCGCCGAGAAGGCGUCGAUUCCCGUAACUACCACCCUCCAGGCCCUCGGAGCCUUCGACGAGCUUGACGAGAAGUCGCUUUACAUGCUUGGCAUGCACGGCUCCGCGUUCGCUAACAUGGCCAUCCAAGAGGCUGAUCUCAUCGUUGUCCUCGGUGGUCGUUUCGACGACCGCGUGACGGGCAACGUGAGCAAGUUCGCACCCGCAGCUAAGGCCGCCGCCGCCGAGGGCCGAGGAGGUAUCGUGCACUUUGAGAUCAUGCCGAAGAAUAUCAACAAGGUCGUGCAAGCAACUGAGGCUAUAGAGGGAGAUUUGUCCGAGAACCUGGCCCGGCUUCUGCCUCUGAUCAAAAGGACAAGCAUGGCCGAUCGGAAAGAAUGGUUCGAUAAAAUCAACUCGUGGAAGGCCAAAUGGCCCAUGGCCAACUUCGAGCGCACGGAACGGGCCGGGAUGAUCAAGCCGCAGAUCCUGAUCGAAGAGUUGAGCAAACUAACGGCGGAACGGAAAGAACACACUAUUAUUACGACUGGUGUCGGCCAGCACCAAAUGUGGACGGCGCAGCAUUUCAGGUGGCGAUAUCCCCGUACGAUGAUUACGUCGGGCGGGCUUGGUACCAUGGGCUAUGGCCUCCCCGCUGCCAUUGGCGCUAAGGUUGCCCGGCCUGACGCCCUCGUCAUCGACAUCGACGGCGAUGCUUCGUUCAAUAUGACUCUCACCGAGCUGUCAACGGCUUCGCAAUUUAACAUCGGCGUCAAGGUCAUCGUCUUGAACAACGAGGAGCAGGGAAUGGUCACGCAGUGGCAAAACCUUUUCUACGAGGACAGAUAUGCGCACACGCAUCAAAAGAACCCCGACUUCAUGAAGCUCGCCGAUUCUAUGGGAGUCCAACACCGGAGACUGGUCAAGCCUGAAGACACCGUCGAGUCCCUGAAAUGGCUCAUCAAUACCGAGGGCCCGGCCCUGUUGGAGGUAAUCACAGACAAGAAGGUUCCCGUCUUACCCAUGGUGCCUACAGGCUCCGGUCUACACGAAUUUUUGGUAUGGGAUGGAGAAAAGGAUAAAAAGCGCAGAGAGCUCAUGCGCGAGAGAACCUGCGGCUUGCACAGCUGAGCGGAAUUCCACUUGGGCUCGAUCUCGUCGGCGACUUGCAUCUCUCUUGGACUGUUUGGGAUACCAUGGGGAAAAAAUAAAAAUAAAAUCAUGGAGAUGUCGCGGGGGGCAAAAAGGGAGGGGACCACAUACAUUGACGGAAACCUAGGGAAUUAGGUCCUGUUAUUGUAGACCAUAAUAUUAUAGGUAGGUAUAUAUAUCUGCGUCGUCUGGGGGGACAUGCUAGUUUUGGCGAAGGCGUGCACAUGGGUUUAUUUGUUGGUAGUGAAGAAAAGAUACCUAUUGGUCAAGCAACUACCAAUGAAGGCUUUUUUCGCAACAGGUCUACUAUAUGCAUUACGCACCA